Botrytis fragariae is the source of this 2091-nucleotide messenger RNA. Its product is annotated as putative actin cytoskeleton organization protein. NCBI's taxonomy places the organism in Eukaryota, Fungi, Ascomycota, Leotiomycetes, Helotiales, Sclerotiniaceae. The transcript has 3 exons. Bases 1 to 2091 code for a protein of 696 amino acids. The record is from RefSeq and is a predicted model, not a curated record.
AUGUCAAAUUCAUUUGAUCAAUCCUUCGAAAGAAGAGGCACUGAUCCAAGUGUUCCUCAUGCUACAACCGCCGCAAAUGAUUCCCUUGAAGAUCAAACACUUCUCUUACUUGCCCGUUUGACAGAAGGUGGACAAGAAGAUGAGGAUACUUGCAAGGAAUUGAACACUCUCACCAAAAUUCUCACUGAUGAUUCCACCGAAGAAACAAGAUCGAAGGAGCCACACAAGCCUCUUUUCCAAUUGAUCGAUCAAGAUAUCCUAGAAACUAUCUUGGGUUAUCUUGAUAUGAGACAGUCUCCUUCGGUCCGAGGUCACGCGACUUUGACCACUUCUGCAUACCUCAAAGCUUCAGAACAACAAGGAGUUGACUAUCUUUCUCAUUUCUUCUACGAUCGAGUUGGCAAAGGCACAUAUGACGAUCUGAUUCUUGCCUUCUCGGUUGCAGCAUCGAUAUUUCCCGUGGUUCCAGAUGUUAUUUCUUCAUUUUUCCUAAGUGAAGGGUUCAUUCCUAGCCUCGGUACCUUGAUGAAGAGGAAAUGGAAGAGUCGAAAGGUUGAACAAGCUGCCUUAGAGUUGCUUAGUGCUGCUUGUAUGAACACCCCUUGCCGAGAAGCCAUCCAGAAGCAUUGUACAAAAUGGCUCGAAGAGAUCGUCAAUAAUACUCCACCCAAAAUUUCUGAGAUCUCUACAUCACCUAUCGAUAGCAAUGCAGAAGAUGGCUCUAUACAACAGCGAAUACAUUCUGAGCAAGUUAGGAAUCUAGCAGCUGUUGUCUUAGCCAAGAUUCAGGCUAUCCCUUCAGCUUCGACUGCUGAAUCCGGGAAAGGAGAUAUCCCUGGAAGUACAACUAUUGAAGACCUUUCAGACAUGUUCAAAAACAUGCUUUCUACAGAUACAUCUCAGCAAAGUUCUAUUGAAGGUCUCGCUUAUGCUUCGCUGCAAUCAAAAGUUAAAGAGAAGUUGGCUUCAGAUAAAAAGUUUUUGGCCGAUCUUGUCAAAACUAUGAAGGAUGCUCCGCCCAAAUCACCGGCAACUUAUGGAGCUCUCUCUAUUCUGGCUUAUGCUAAUGCAUCAAAAUCCUCCCUCAAACCUGAUCCUCUCAACGACGAUGAUCAUGUUAAUAAAAGAUGUCAAAAUGUAUUCGACGCUGGUGUUAUACCCGUUCUUGUCACCCAUAGUCAACAUGGAUCAAUAGCAUCUCUCACACUUGUCACAUCCAUCAUUUUCUCACUUUCCAAGAUAACCAAGAUUCGAGGACAAAUGGCGCAACAGGGUGCAAUCAAGCUCUUAUUACACGCGGAUUCUGUCUUUCCCUCGGAUAAUAUCCCAGCUCGAAGAACCACAGCUCAUGCUCUUGCCCGUAUCCUGAUAUCCACCAAUCCACAACAUGUAUUUGGCGGCACCAAUCCUUUAUCACUUGUCUCAGCUAUUAAACCUCUUCUUCUUCUUCUGGAGGAUGACCCAACAGUUGAACACCGCGAUCUCCUACCUGUCUUCGAAGCUCUCCUGGCCUUAACAAAUCUCGCUUCUACAGAUGAUUCAGCUCGUAACCCUAUCAUUCGACUGGCUUGGUCUCAAAUUGAAGAAUUGCUUCUUUCCAAUAAUACUAUGGUAACUCGUGCAACAGUAGAGCUUAUCUGUAACCUCAUGCAAUCACCAGAAGGCGUUGCGAAAUUCGCAGACGGCAGUAAGCAAGCUUCACAGCGUACACAUAUCCUCUUGGCCUUAACGGAUGCCGAUGAUUUCGCUACCAGAAGAGCAGCAGGUGGAGCAUUAGCAAGUCUCACGGAAUGGGAUACUGCCGUAACAGCUAUCCUCGACAGAGAAAGAGGAGUCAAUCUUCUAUUAGCUCUGUGCACAGAAGAAGAAGAGGAAAUUAGACAUAGAGGUGCAGUUUGCAUUCUUAAUAUACUGACGGCACCGAAUAAAGCUGGGGAAAAGGGAAGGGAAAUGGUGAAGGAGAAUGCGGGAUUGGAAUGUCUGAAAGAAUGUUUGAAGAAGUCGAGGAGUCAGCAGGUUCUAGAAAUAACCGUGGAGGCGUUGAAGAAACUCAUAGGUGAUGGGGAAGAGGCGAAGCUGUUGGAGGGUUGA